UCUUACUCCCUUUGGCAUUUUACACUUUACUAGUACAAUCUUUCUCUUUUUUUUUCCUUAAAAAAAUAGCAAUUCAAAAAACAGUUCAAGUGUUCAUCAUAUUUGGGCAUGCAAGACUUUUCUGAAAUUUUUUAAAUAAUAAAAAAGCCCAAUAGGGGAAAGGAGGUUGUGUCCUCCUGAUCCACAUUUUUACAUUUUGGUUAAAAAGUCUCUAGAGGGUGCAAAGUGACCCCCUUUGUCAUCGGAAACAAAUGGGAGCAUUCUGUGUGCCACUGUCCGCAACCACAUAGAUAUGUUACCCAAGAGAGCUCAUCAAGUCUUCAAACGUUAAGCAAGCACGACGUGUGUAAGGAACCAUAUUGGGGAAGGAAGACGCCCCUUACUCUGCAGAAGCUUAGAACCCAGGAGCUCAUCCCUUCAAGGAAUCUACAGCUCCCAGACAGAUCAUAAUAUUAGAUCUACCAAAGCCCGCAGGCCAAGAAGUUCAGGAGAGAAGGAAGUCAUAACCACCUUGGAAAAAUCUCUACUUACUUUAUCAGAACUCAAAGGCCAAUUUCUCACCUCCAGCUUUCUUCACUAGUGCCUAUUGACCAGCAUUUGGAGGACCAAGCCAAGAGUAAAGCUAGGGUGGCAGAGGCCAUUAAACAAAUAAUAAUAAUAAUUGCAAAGGGCAGAGCUAAAGAAACAUGUGAGUUUCCCCUGAGCACCCAAUUGCGUGACUGAAAAAAUGGAUUAAUUUGUAUUUCUAAUGGAUAUUAAAACAAGAAUCAGGUGAAUAAGCUAAAACAAAUUUAGGGUCAAGCAAAGCAAAGUGUCAGGCAGUGUGUUUUCCUUCCACCCUCAGAGGCAGCCUCUCUCAUUUGGUUCUUGGGCUCCUUCAUAAAAGGAUUCUGUGUAUUUUUAAUGGCCUCAGGUUCUGGGAGGCUCAAGCCACCUAGCCCAUCAGGAGGCCUGGCCCCAGGGAUGGGUCUGAAAAAUGGGCGUUGGAGAGUUAAAGCAGGGCUGACUCCACCAGACUCGGUCAAGUUCGGGCCAAGCACGUUGUCCAUCCACUGGGAGAUGAAAAGGGAGAGAGGAAGGCAGGCCCUCCCACUCACAGGCCACCUGGCAGCUUUACUAGGCACUAUCCUCCCUUUAGGCAUAAGUGAAGUAUGUGAUGGGCAUCAAAGGUGGACAGGGGAGUCAUUCUCACUAAUUCCAAGAAGGUUUUAAGGGCUCCCAAGGCAGGCAGUCCCAGUCACUGUUUGAAGAUUCCUUUGGGGUGGGAGGGUGAAGGUGGGACGGAGGGCGGGGCCGUGCCUUGAUGAGGGGAGAUGCUUUUAAACAGCUGCCUUUCAAAAACCGUUAUCUCUGCUUCUCUGAGAAGCACCCAGCUGUUGUUUGUCCUUCAGGACGGCAAAUCCGGUUAUUUGUCUCUCUAUUCCGUCAUAUUAUAAAGUAAUGAAUGGUCCAUUAAACUAAGUUUGGGCGCCUGGUUCCCCACAGCCACCUCCUCGCCGGUACCCUCAGCCGGGGAGGCCGUAGGCGCGGGCUGCAGCCUAGCAGCCUCAGUCCUCCUCCCUCCACUCCCUCCCCCUCCUCCCUCCCUCUCCAGCACCCCCUCCCCCCGGUUAUUUGGGAGAUUAGAGUUCAUUAAUUAAAUCCUGUGCUUAGAUCGAACUGUAACAUUAUUCCAAUCACAUUUAUCUUGCAGGCGGCGGCGGAGAUGGCAGCCUCUCUGGAAACGCGCGGGGGAGCCUGAGCUGGCGGCCGGGGACGCACGGCGCUGCGCGCUCCAUCGCCACGCCGCCGCGCAGCCCCUCCAUCUUCCUGCUCUGAGCUCGGCCCCGGGCGCCCCUGUCUAGGGGGUCCCGUUCCUCUCCAGGGCUCCUGCCUGCCCCCACCCCCGGCCCUUGCCGCUCCCCCCCACCGUCCGGGUCCCCCUCCUCCGCCACACGCGCUCACACGCCGCGCGCGCGCGCGCGCACACACACACACACACACACACACACACACGCCAGCGAGCUGCUGGCCGCUCAAUGGACCGAUUUCCCCGGUUUCCCUGAACCCAACCCAGCCCGGGAUGAGAAACUGCAAAAUGGCCCGGGUCGCCAGUGUGCUGGGGCUGGUCAUGCUCAGCGUCGCCCUGCUGAUUUUAUCUCUCAUCAGCUACGUGUCUCUGAAAAAGGAGAACAUCUUCACCACUCCCAAGUACGCCAGCCCGGGGGCGCCCCGAAUGUACAUGUUCCACGCGGGAUUCCGGUCACAAUUUGCGCUGAAGUUUCUAGACCCGUCAUUUGUGCCCAUUACGAAUUCUCUCACCCAGGAACUCCAAGAGAAACCUUCUAAGUGGACAUUUAAUCGGACAGCGUUUUUGCAUCAAAGGCAAGAAAUUCUUCAGCAUGUCGAUGUAAUAAAAAAUUUUUCUUUGACCAAGAAUAGUGUUCGGAUUGGACAACUGAUGCACUAUGAUUAUUCCAGCCAUAAAUAUGUUUUCUCUAUUAGCAAUAACUUCCGGUCACUGCUUCCAGAUGUGUCACCCAUUAUGAACAAGCAUUAUAAUAUUUGUGCUGUGGUUGGAAAUAGUGGGAUCCUGACAGGGAGCCAGUGUGGACAAGAAAUAGAUAAAUCAGAUUUUGUUUUCCGUUGCAAUUUUGCCCCUACGGAGGCUUUCCAAAGAGAUGUUGGAAGAAAAACCAACCUUACCACCUUCAACCCCAGCAUCCUGGAAAAAUAUUACAACAAUCUCUUGACUAUUCAGGAUCGUAACAACUUUUUCCUCAGUUUAAAAAAGCUUGAUGGGGCCAUUCUUUGGAUCCCUGCAUUUUUCUUCCACACUUCAGCAACUGUGACCAGGACAUUAGUUGACUUUUUUGUUGAACACAGAGGUCAGUUAAAAGUCCAAUUGGCUUGGCCGGGAAAUAUAAUGCAACAUGUCAACAGGUACUGGAAAAACAAACAUUUGUCACCUAAACGACUGAGCACAGGUAUUCUUAUGUACACCCUUGCGUCAGCAAUAUGUGAAGAGAUCCACUUGUAUGGAUUUUGGCCUUUUGGAUUUGACCCCAACACGAGGGAAGAUCUUCCAUACCAUUACUAUGACAAAAAAGGAACCAAAUUUACCACCAAGUGGCAGGAGUCCCACCAGCUGCCUGCUGAGUUUCAGCUGCUGUACCGAAUGCAUGGGGAAGGGCUCACCAAGCUGACUCUGUCACACUGUGCCUAAGAACUCCGAACGGAAAGUGCCAAAUGGCUGUUUAAAAAGUGCCCCAAAUCAAAUUGAAUAGUCUUCAGAAUAGAACCCUAGAGAAUGUUUUAUAAGGAUUGUCUGCCAUUUAAAGGGAAAGAUGUCUUUUCUCUUUUGCACUGCUCUUUUAAGAGUUUUAGCAGAUUUAGCAGGACGUGCAUUGAAGCCACAGUGGUUUAGACUUGAUUGAUAAAGAGAUUGUUGCAUUUGGAACUAUGCUGCUAAUGAAAUGGUUUGAAGUAUUUUCAUGUUUAGAUUUUAAUAAUAAACUGCCUCUCAUUUUUAUGAGGACCAGAGCUAUAGUUUCUGCAGCUCUGCUCAGAUACAGUCCUCAUAAUCAGAGGCCUCUGGCCAACUGGGGCAGUAUCUGUUUUCCUGGUGGGAUCAGACUGUGAAAAAUGGAAAUGUAAAAAACUGGUUUGCAUAUCUCAUCUUCUAUCUAUCUCCCUAUCUCUAUCUCUAUCAUCAUCCUCUCUCUCUCUCUCUCUCUCUCUCUCUGCAACCACUCCCUGCCCUACCACCAUGGAAUUUAAUAAUUUGCUAGGAAUCCUAUUGAAUUCGCUUUGCUUGUAUGUGUUGCAUUUGUAUUUGAUGUGUUUAAGGUUCUGGGUAACUUUGAUGUUUCAUGACAAAAUGAGCAAAUCAUGAUGGACCCCCUUGUAAUUCCUUUUUUUAAAAAUGCCUCUGAUGCAGUCCUCACUAGUCCAUUCAGUCGUUCUACAGCAGUGUAGUCCCUCUGUGGUGAGUGGGAUAUAAGGCAGUGCAUCUUUCAUGAUCAUCAAAGAAAGGCUAGGUCAUGGGUGGCAUUGCAUCUCUUGACUUAGGCAUUAUUAUGGCAAAUGAUAGCACUGUGGCCACAUCUCAAGGCCAUUCCAGCCUAAAUUUAGUGCCUCCCAUGAUCCCAACCCAUGCACUGGGCUGGGUCUUGUCCCAGAAUAUAGAGGCAAUGAAUCAGCUUAAGACCCUGGGACACAUAAAGAAAAAAGAAGAAUACUUAGAAGUUGUUAUGGAAUCUGGUGUACCCUAAAUUAGUGUGGUAACCAUGUUACCCAUUCCAGCUGGGAGAAAGUGGAGGAGGAGCUUGGCCAGGCCAGGCACCCAUGUGAAUAGUGCUGAGGUGCAAUCAUUUUCCAUAUCAUUGUGUGCACAACCACCAAUCCAGAACCAUUGGUUCUCUUUGAGAACAUUGUAGCACUGGAUAUUUCCUCUUUCCACUGAAGUCAGAGCUAUACACCUACAAAUUAAGCAUUUCAAAAGAAAAAGCCAUUGUGCAGUGGCAAGAGUUGGAAUCCAAGAUUAUGUAGAUGUGCCAUGAAGGAAGUCGCUGGCCAUUCUCAUUUUCUUUAUUUCAGCCUUAUGAGUAGAAAUCAAAUCAUUCCCAUUCCUGGCUUUUUACUGAGCAGCACUUUGUUCUUCCAGUUCAGCCCAAAGUCUGGCCAAGUUGAUGUUAAAUUUUAAUAAGAAUUUCUUUCUUCUUUCCAAAUGCCAGUCAAGCAUAUUUGUUACGAAUUUGAGUGGGGCAGCUCAUUCUUUUCCUGAAAUCUAGCUUGCUUGCAAUGCAACAAAUAACUGUUUUUAAAAUGUGCUGCAGUUCAGUAAUCAGCUCAUUGCCCCUUUUUAGGAAGGUAUGAUCAUGCCUAAAAUUAAACCAAAUAUGGUAAAGAAAGACACCACCCUUAUGCUCACGUUCUGCCUGAUCCUAACACUGCCUUAUUGUUCUUUUCAGAAAGGAAUCUAAUUAGAGCAGCUUGCAUAGAUCCAGAUAUUAACUAACGAAAUCAACACCAAGUUCAAAUGUGUUACCAACUGUGGCACACAUUACCAUAUAAUUAUAAGAGGAGAUAUUAAAA
Molecule: messenger RNA, 5076 nt
Organism: Saimiri boliviensis boliviensis (Bolivian squirrel monkey)
Lineage: Eukaryota; Metazoa; Chordata; Mammalia; Primates; Cebidae
Gene: ST8SIA3
Product: ST8 alpha-N-acetyl-neuraminide alpha-2,8-sialyltransferase 3
Biological process (GO): N-glycan processing; oligosaccharide metabolic process
Molecular function (GO): alpha-N-acetylneuraminate alpha-2,8-sialyltransferase activity
Source: RefSeq, a predicted model, not a curated record